Corylus avellana is the source of this 1072-nucleotide messenger RNA. RefSeq names its product SOUL heme-binding family protein. The record is from RefSeq and is a predicted model, not a curated record. NCBI's taxonomy places the organism in Eukaryota, Viridiplantae, Streptophyta, Magnoliopsida, Fagales, Betulaceae.
ACAACAGAAAUUCAAAACCAAACGCCCAAGAAAAAAAAAAAUGCUUCUCUGCAACUGCAAGCCUUCACUCUUCACUAUAUCCCCACCCAGAAUCUCAAUUUCCACUCCAAGAAACCCCAAAAGCUCGUUCUCGAUCAUCACCAACUCCACGGCCAGCGACCCACCGCGGCGAAGAGCCAUGUCAGCCUUCGAAACCCGAGUCUCUCUCGUCCUCGCUCUCGCUUCCCAAGCCUCCUCUCUCUCCCAGAGACGUAAAUUUUUAGCUGAUACAGCGACCGAGGCUGUGAGGUACGUGUUCCCGAAAAGGUUCGAGAGUCGGACUCUCGAGGAGGCUUUGAUGGCAGUUCCGGACCUGGAGACUGUGAAUUUCAAGGUUUUGAGUAGGAGAGACCAGUACGAGAUAAGGGAAGUUGAGCCUUACUUUAUAGCAGAGGCAACAAUGCCUGGGAACACUGGAUUCGAUUUCAAUGGAGCAUCUAAAUCCUUUAAUGUAUUAGCCGCGUACCUGUUUGGUAAGAAUACAACAAAGGAGAAAAUGGAGAUGACUACACCUGUUUUUACGCGUAAGGCCAAUUCUGAUGGGGAGAAAAUGGAAAUGACAACUCCUGUGAUAACAAAGAGGCUGGAAGAUCAAGAUAAGUGGCAGAUGUCUUUUGUCAUGCCCUCAAAGUAUGGUGCCAAUUUGCCGCAGCCUAAAGAUCCGUCUGUGCGGAUCACAGAGGUUCCAAGAAAAAUUGUUGCAGUUCUUGCCUUUUCAGGUUUUGUCACCGAUGAAGAAGUUGAACGACGGGAAUCAAAGUUAAGAGAAGCUCUGGAAAAUGAUAGAGAGUUCCAAAUUAAAGAGGGCGCUUCAGUGGAAAUUGCACAGUACAAUCCGCCAUUUACGCUUCCAUUUCAACGUCGCAAUGAGAUUGCACUGGAAGUAGAAAGGAAAGAAAAUAGCAACUAGCAAUUUUACAAUCUUGAUGUAUACUGAAUUUAGACCCUGUGCGUAAAGUAAACAAAAACAGUUUUGUACAUAUCCAGCCCAUUCAGGGUUCAUAAAAGUGUGGUAUCUUAGUAUUUGAUUUCA